Messenger RNA from Dicrocoelium dendriticum, 4887 nucleotides. The record is from the annotation of a GenBank genome assembly. Lineage: Eukaryota; Metazoa; Platyhelminthes; Trematoda; Plagiorchiida; Dicrocoeliidae.
CUGUGAGUACUACGCGGUGACUCAAUUUUUUGGCGUGCCAUACUGGUCGAGAUUUUCAGCUGAAAUAACGUGGAAAACAGUGUUUGAAUAAACACUUGAAACGAAAUUUGAUUAUUGUCAACUUUUCUCUGAUCCAAGGUAUCUUGGAUCGAUUAAAGUGGUAUUGGCCAAAGCGUCUUUGGCGCUUACUGAUUCUCGAGAAACCGCAGAUAUAUGAAAACGUGCGAAGGCACUUUACCGACCCAAAAACUCUGACAUUCCCUUUUUGUUUUGAUUGUCUUAUCAAGGUCCUGUACACUCCUCUGUUUUUUCCUGUUGUGGAUAAACGUGCUUCCUCCGUGUCUGCUCGUUUUGCCCGUGUCACGCUUGCGUAUUGCGAUUCUGUGAGUGCCCGGUUGCUGUGUGUGCUUCUCGCGUCGUGUGUCCGCUGUGAUUGACCGUGCUGCUUUCUACCGCCGUUGAUUCGUUCCGUGCCCGUUUUCCAGCUCCCGCCGGUACCCCAUUCCAGGAACUCCGUUACAUUUGGUGACAGAGGUGGGAUCGCAAUGGAGAAGGAAAAGGUCAGCCCCCCAAAAAUGAAAUCGCAACUUCGUGUUGUUACCCAGGAUUUUUCGGAUUUUCGACCUGUGCCGAGGCAACCCCCAGUUUUUCGGCCUGGGGAUGAUUUUGACAAUUGGGAGUUUCAUGUAUCCUUAUACCUUUCCAGUAUUCCCGAAAAGCAUGUGGGCCCUUACGUUCUCAGCUUUUUGAGCGAGGAAGCCACGCGCCUCUUCCGCGCAACUGGAAUCCCUCCAACGGCGCCAGCUUCAGAAAUAUGGGAAUCACUGCGCGGACUGUUUCGGAAACAGGAAGCGGCAGUUCUGUAUAGACAGAAAUUCGCUGCUCGUACCCAACAGUCGGGAGAAACGGUCGAAGCGUUCGCGCGCGCACUUCAGGAGCUCUCCUUGAGAGCCUUUCCCGAUCUCUCCAACGCCGAGCGGGAUAAGUGGCUGGCUGAGCGUUUUUGCACCGGGUUGCACGACAGGUCCCUACGUCACCAACUAGCUGGGAUGCUGCCAUGCAGUUUCACGGAUGCCAUGAACAAGGCACAGUUCCACGAGUCCCUGGAUUCAAUGGACGAACGCGACGAGUAUGGACGGGCCACUUUGUGUUCGGCACUGAGGAACGUGUCCAUUUACGACAGCAGAGCAUCUAACUUCAACUCCACUCCGUCCAGGCGCGAUUGUUCGUACUGCCGUCGCUUUGGAAAUCGUGCGCAAUUUUGCGGACAUAACCCACCGAUCAAGCCGCGACGUUCGCAAGGUAAGUCACGUCUUCAUCCAUCCGGCUUCCUUGCGUCCACUUUUGUUCGUAAUGCUCCGUUUCGACCUUUAACCACCGUUGGCUGCCUCAAUGGUUUUAACAUCCAGUUCUUGCUUGACACCGGUGCGUCAUGUUCGUUGUUGCGUCUAGAAAUAGCCGACCGCCUCGGGGGUCACCGCGCCACUACUCAGAGAAAGCCACGAGUGUUAACGGCCAACGGGGCUGAGUUGCCCCUCGAAUUCGCAGUGUUGGCUCAAGUCCAACUGGAACAUGUUACUGCAGUACACGAGUUUCUAGUUUGUCGUAACCUAAGUUGGGACGCCAUCCUAGGGAUGGAUUUUUUGGCUAAGCAUGGAAGCUUGCUGCAGCUUGGUACCGCGAAUCUUUUACCAAAGUCCACUCCUGUCAACACGCAGCUGUGUCACUCACGGGGAGUUUGCACAGUUUUAGAAGCCACCUCGAAACCAUCACAGUUCGAGACUGAUGUCAUUGAGCCUUUGCGUAACCACAGUGGUAUUUCCCCAGACUCAAAAGCCUCACUUCUCUCUAUGCUGCGUAAUUAUGAAGAUCUGUUUUGCGACACUCAACUUGGGCGAUCCAACGUCAUCCAACACGAAAUUGAUACAGGUAGUCAGCAUCCUAUUCGCCAGCGGGCGCGAAGGGUGCCCAUUCAUUACGAAGCCCAGCUAGAUCGCAUGAUCCAGGAGAUGCUUGAUAUGCGCGUCAUUCGCCCAUCGACAUCGCCUUGGUCGUCUCCUAUCGUACUCGUGAAGAAGAAGGAUGGUUCUCUACGACUUUGUGUAGAUUACCGAAAGCUAAAAGAAGUCACCCGUAAAGACCCCUUCCCCCUCCCUCGCAUUGACGCCACAUUUGAUGCUCUUCAUGGUGCGCGAUGGUUUACUACUCUCGAUUUGGCCGCCGGGUAUUGGCAAGUGGAGGUCCGUCCGUCCGAUAGGGAGAAAACCGCGUUCAUUGUACCAUCCGGGCUGUAUGAAUUCGAGACCAUGCCCUUCGGGUUGGCUAAUGCCCCAGCUACCUUCCAGCGCCUGAUGCAGAAAGUAUUGGAGGGCCUCGUACCCAAGGAAUGUUUGAUAUAUUUGGAUGAUGUGAUAGUGCAUGGCAGGUCGGUCGAAGAGCACAACACCCGUCUACGUACAGUUUUGGAGCGGUUACGGCAAGCUGGAUUAAAGCUGAAGGGACGGAAGUGCCGUUUUCUCCGCGAGCGGGUUAACUUUUUGGGACACGUAAUCACGCCAGACGGCAUUCAAACCGACCCCGACAAGUGCGAACGGAUAAGGUCGUGGCCACAACCCAGAUCAGUUGAUGAAUUGCGUAGUUUUUGGGACUGGCAUCUUACUACCGGAGAUUUGUGCGCAGUUUUGCUUCGAUCUCGGCGCCGUUACAUCGCCUGACGGAAAAGGGACGGAAGUUUGUUUGGACGGACGAGUGUGCCGGCGCUUUCGGACGACUGAAAGAAUGCCUCACGUCGCCACCGCUGUUAAGUCUCCCGGAUACUUCCGAACGAGCUGGGCCUUUUGUCCUAGACACCGACGCCAGUAACGAGGCGAUUGGCGCUGUUUUGUCGCAGAAAACUUCUGUCGGGGAAACCGUGAUCUUUUAUGCUAGCCGCCGACUGGACAAGCGAGAGCGUAAGUAUAGCACAACGAGACGUGAGAUGUUGGCCUUGGUGUAUUUCUUGAAGUAUUUUCGACCAUAUUUACUCGGAAAACCUUUCCUUGUGCGGACUGACCAUCAAUCUCUGCAAUGGUUACAAAACUUCCGUGACCCGGAGGGACAAGUCGCGCGGUGGCAAGAACGCCUACAAGAGUACGAUUUUACCUGUGCGUACCGGCCGGGAGCACGGCAUGCCAACGCGGAUGUCCUUUCUCGAAUUCCCGCUCUGGAUGAAAUAAAUGCAGUUCUACACCACUCGGAAACUGAUACAACGUGGUCAGAGGAUCAAGCCCAGGACCCAUAUAUAUCUAACAUUUAUAUGCGGCAAGUGAAAGGAUCGUCUAAACCAUCGGGUACGGAAAUGCAAUCCCGUUCGAAAGACGAACGCUCACCAUGGGACCACUGGAGCCGAUUGAGAAUCAUUGGUGGGACGCUGUUCCUCAUGGAUGACCUGGGCCCGAAAGUGAUUACUCCUAUGUCGAGAGUGCCGGGCGUACUACAAGCAGUCCAUCAGCAGUUAGGUCACGCUGGCCAACUAAAGACGGAGACAGCCAUACGUCAACGGUAUUGGUGGCCAGGAAUCCACGCCGACGUCGUGAAGCUAUGUAACGCCUGCGAAAUCUGUGCCGCUAUCAAAUCGAAGACCCCCCUAUCCCGGGCCCCAUUGGAACCGAUAGUGGCCACGUCCCCAGGUCAGCGAGUCGGAGUCGAUCUAAUGGGGCCUUUGCCAGUCACAAGGAACGGGAACCGCCAACUCCUUGUUCUUAUAGAUUAUUUUACGAAAUGGUGCGAGGCCAUACCUAUCAAAAAUCCGGAUGCGGCAACGGUUGCGUCAGCCAUUGUAAAUGAGUGGAUUGCCCGCUAUGGCGCACCGCUGUCACUGCAUUCAGAUCAAGGCGCCGUCUUCGAGAGUCACCUGCUUCAGGAGGUGUGUCGGCUGCUCUCGGUGAGGAAGACACGUACCACAUCGUAUCAUCCACAAGGGAAUGGAUUAGUAGAGCGCACCAACCGAACUAUAAAAGGGAUUUUGCAGAGUUUCCUGGAGCGGCACCAGUCAGAUCGAUGGGACGAAGCUAUUCCACAAUGCAUGAUGGCGUAUCGAGCGUCUGUGCAUGCAACCACGGGGUAUUCUCCAGCCUUCCUGACAUUUGGUCACGAGCUUCGUUUGCCUCUGGAGCUGAUAUCCCCUAUUCCCCCAAUCGAGGCUUGUUCUCUGUUAGACUACGUACGACAGCUUGGCGAACGUCUUCGAUCAGCCUUUCUGUGUGCGGGAGAACACGCAAGGAUAGCACAGCAUCGUCAGAAAGUAUGUUAUGAUCGGCACAGUAGGGGCCCUGAAUAUCACAUUGGAGAUCGCGUAUGGUUGCACCGCCCAAGACCUCCGCCUGGCGCAGCAGCGAAGUUUCACCGACAGUGGCAAGGGCCAUACGAGAUUGUGUUCGUCCGUUCACCCACGGUGUAUGUCGUCCGAGAUGUCGCUCAACCAAAUUCCGACGUUCUGACCGUGCAUUACAAUCAGCUGAAACCAGCGGGAUCUUCAGCCUCUACUCCGAAGGAGGAAGUCGUCCCACCCGGAUGCCUACUGAUCGUGGAACACACUGUGGAGAUACCCCCGAAGGCGGCUCGGCGAGUAUUCAGGGCACUGAGACACUGAGGACAGUGUCUUCGCCGGAAGGGGGAGUGGUGUAAUUAAAUCGAAACCGCCAUGGGUCGUUUUAAAGACUACUUAAAUGAUCUCUUUCUUCUCUCUUUCAUUUGCAGAUUCUCGAGAAACCGCAGAUAUAUGAAAACGUGCGAAGGCACUUUACUGACCCAAAAACUCUGACAUUCCCUUUUUGUUUUGAUUGUCUUAUCAAGGUCCUGUACACUCCUCUGUUUUUUCCGGUUGUGGAUAAACGUGCUUCCUCCGUG